Molecule: messenger RNA, 2109 nt
Organism: Glycine soja
Lineage: Eukaryota; Viridiplantae; Streptophyta; Magnoliopsida; Fabales; Fabaceae
Product: aspartyl protease APCB1-like
Exons: 9
Coding region: 149-1867 (572 amino acids)
Biological process (GO): proteolysis
Molecular function (GO): aspartic-type endopeptidase activity
Source: RefSeq, a predicted model, not a curated record
GCAUUGACCGUGUCUCAUAACAUGACAGAGUAAACUAAAGACUACUUUGGUAGACUUGGGAAACAAUCUUCAUUCAUGCUCAUUUGCUCAUUAUUCAUCUCUUCCCUCUCUACUACUUCUUUUGCUCUUAUUUUCUGAUACAGAAGAGAUGGAAGAUGAUGAAUCUCCUCAGAUCAAAGGAGUUGUUAUAAUCUCCCUUCCACCCCCAGAUAACCCUUCUUUGGGCAAAACCAUCACUGCUUUUACUUUCUCUAACCCUUCUCCUCAACCUUCUAUUCAACCCCACCAACACCAAAGUCAACCAACACACCCUAAUGCUCAACACAACACUGAUCCUCCACUUCAGUCCUACCCAUCAAAUCCUCAGCUUAGUUUUUCAUUCAGAAGACUCUUCCACAGCACCCCAGUGAAGCUUUUCUCAUUCUUUGGUAUUCUUCUAUUUGCUCUCUUUCUCUAUGGCUCUGUUUCUUCAACCACUACUGUGGAACUACGUGGCCGCAACAAUGAUGACGAUGAUGAUGACAAAGCCACUUCAUUUCUGUUCCCUUUGUUUCCGAAAUUUGGUGUUUUGGGGCAGAAGGAUUUGAAGCUCCAACUGGGGAAGCUUUCUCAAAAAGAGAAGUUUUUGACACACAGAGACGAUGGUGAUGGUUCUGGAGUUGUGGCCGUUGACUCUUCAUCCGUUUUUCCAGUCAGUGGCAAUGUUUAUCCAGAUGGGUUGUAUUUCACUAUUUUACGUGUUGGAAAUCCUCCAAAAAGUUAUUUUCUUGAUGUGGAUACAGGGAGUGAUUUAACUUGGAUGCAGUGUGAUGCUCCAUGCAUAAGUUGUGGGAAGGGAGCACAUGUCCUAUACAAGCCAACAAGAUCUAAUGUAGUAUCAUCCGUGGACGCUCUCUGCUUGGAUGUUCAGAAAAAUCAGAAGAAUGGACAUCAUGAUGAAAGUUUGCUACAGUGUGACUAUGAAAUUCAAUAUGCAGAUCAUAGUUCUUCCUUGGGGGUUCUUGUUAGAGAUGAACUUCAUCUUGUAACUACUAAUGGAUCCAAAACCAAGCUAAAUGUUGUUUUUGGGUGUGGAUAUGAUCAAGCAGGCUUACUUUUGAAUACAUUGGGUAAAACAGAUGGAAUCAUGGGAUUGAGUAGGGCAAAAGUCAGCCUACCCUACCAGUUAGCGAGUAAAGGGCUUAUUAAGAAUGUUGUUGGUCAUUGCCUUAGCAAUGAUGGAGCUGGUGGUGGAUACAUGUUCUUAGGUGAUGAUUUUGUGCCAUAUUGGGGUAUGAACUGGGUACCCAUGGCCUAUACCUUAACUACGGAUUUAUACCAAACUGAGAUUCUUGGAAUAAAUUAUGGAAAUCGGCAACUCAGAUUUGAUGGCCAAAGCAAAGUAGGAAAGAUGGUUUUUGAUAGUGGCAGUUCUUAUACAUAUUUCCCAAAAGAGGCAUACUUGGAUCUUGUUGCUUCUCUUAAUGAAGUUUCUGGGUUAGGCCUUGUUCAAGAUGAUUCAGAUACUACUUUACCCAUUUGCUGGCAAGCAAAUUUCCCAAUCAAAUCUGUCAAAGAUGUCAAGGAUUACUUCAAGACCUUAACUCUUCGGUUUGGAAGCAAGUGGUGGAUUUUGUCCACAUUGUUUCAGAUAUCUCCCGAGGGUUACUUGAUCAUUAGUAACAAAGGCCAUGUGUGCUUGGGAAUCCUUGACGGUAGUAAUGUAAAUGAUGGAUCCUCAAUUAUACUUGGAGACAUUUCAUUGAGAGGAUAUUCGGUUGUAUAUGAUAAUGUGAAGCAAAAAAUUGGUUGGAAGCGAGCAGACUGUGGCAUGCCAAGCAGAAGAUUGAGAAAGAAAAAUAAUUUCAUCCCUGAUAGCAUGCUAUAAUUUAAUUUGAAAGUGUUCAUAAGAUUUUAUACCUUGUAUUAUUUUGAUCGGUUUCAUGCUAAAUCUAAUAUGCCAUCGACGAGUAAAACAACCUAUGUACAGUUACAGCCAAAAUAUGGGAACUUAGAAGAACGAUUAAUGGACAUCAAAGAUAGUUUUAUGCAUCAAGAUUUAUUUAACUUGUUUUGUAUAUCAAAAUAGUUCAAUUGUGACCACUUACUAGACUGGGCAUUCCAUCUUAA